AAAUACGUCAUCAAGAUGGUCAGCCAUUUCUUGGACGGGAUUGAAACUAAUGUAAUGGAAGAGUUCAUUAUUGAAUCUGAAGAGUCGAUGGAUCUGUUUGAUAGCAUGCUAGCUGUGGGAGGGAGAAAAUCCUUGAUGUUUUUCUUUCAAGAAUGUCGUGAUGAAGCGACAGAGGCCCGUGCCCGUGCGAUAAUGCAAACUCCAAAGUCUUCCAAAGCAUUCACCCUUCACCUCACAGAUGGCUUGCAAGAGGGGCUAAAGGGAAUCGUGGUAUAUUGCAUAAGGAAUGACAACAAAAGGGAAGUGAAGUUGAGAACGAUCGGUGAGGAUCUAUCGUUUGGAGUGAUUGACUUAACGCAAAAGGGAUUGAUCCAGGCGAUAAAAAACCAUUUGACUGCUGUAUACGUGCCUGCCAUACAAGCGAUGGAAAGGUGGGGUGACUUGAGCGAUACUCCACAGGGAGAAGAAACCAAAAAAGAAUUCUUGGACUCACUUGACUCCUUUGUGCAGUUCACUGACAGUGCAACUGCUAGCGCAGAAAUGGCCGUGGUCUUACAUCCCUGCGAAGCCGUUGACUUCAGUGAGUGUGAGACGCACGCGGACUAUCAGGAAAUCGCAGCAAAUCAAGAAACGGUUGCCAAGCUUGAAGAACUGGUAGAAUGUUGGUGCAAACAGAUAGAACAGGUGUUGGCAGAAAGCGAGCAAAUGCGGCGAGAAGCCGAUGAUACAGGACCUAUGGCAGAACUCGAACACUGGAAAAUGAGAAUGGCAAAGUUUAAUUCACUAGUGGAGCAGAUCAAAAGUCCUGCKAUUCGUGCUGUGAUUAAAACCCUUCAGUUAGCUAAAUCUAAAGUCUUGAAGGUAUGGAAGAAGCUAGACUGUCGCAUUACUGACGCAGCCAAUGAAUCUAAAGAUAACGUCAAGUACCUCUACACGUUAGAGAAGGCCUGUGAACCACUGUACCGCGCUAACCCGGCUGGAAUGAUCGAGUGCAUCGCAGUGCUCAUCAAUUCUAUUCAAAUGAUCCACGCCAUAUCAAGAUACUACAACACACCACAGCRGAUGACAGCGCUAUUUAUCAAGGUGACCAAUCAGAUGGUUCGAGCGUGCAAGAACUUUGUGACUGACAGAGGAAUGACACGCGUCUGGGACCAACCUCGUCAGCCACUCAUAGAGAAGCUGAAGAUAUGCCUGCAUCUCAACGAGGCGUACCAGACAUGCUUUCAGAAGACCAAAGUGAGGAUCUCUCAGGAUCCAAGUCAAAAGCCUUUUGAGUUUUCUGAGAUGUCGAUAUUUGGGAAGUUUGAUGCCUUUUGUAGAAGAGUGAUCAAGAUCAUCGAGGUCCUGAAUGCAUUGGAAACAUUCUCAGUGCUCUCCAAGUCCAUGAUCGAAGGCAUCGAAUCAAUGGCCUCCAAGUUCAAUCACAUUUAUUCAACGUUACGGAAAAAGCCCUACGACCCACUGGAUCACAGACGACCUGACUUUGUUUCUGAUUUUGCUGAGUUCAAACGCCAGAUCACUGAAUUAGAGAUUCACCUUCAGAACUUCAUGAAUUCAUCGUUUGCGAAGUUCAAGUCCACCUCAAACGCUCUCGACUUGCUAGUUAGAUUUGAGAAGCUUGGAAUUCCAAGACUAGAAGGACCAAUAGAGGCAAAGUAUCAGGAACUGUUGAUGACAUUUGGCAAAGAGAUUGAAGUCGUCCGUAAGAUUUAUGCAGCCAAUUGCAACAACCCUCCAUUAGCACGUGACUUACCUCAGAUCGCAGGCAGCAUCAGUUGGUCUCGACAGUUAAUGAGGCACAUCCGUGAUCCAAUGAACGUGUUUGAGGCACACCCGUCAUGUCUUAAGACUAAAGAGGCUCGAGUCAUCAUCAAGAACUUCAAUCGAAUGGCGACAGUUCUUGUUGAAUUUGAGGUGAUGUAUCAUCGAGCUUGGGUGAAAGAAGUUGAGAUUGCUAAGACUGGGCUACAGGCUUCUCUUCUGGUACGCGAUCCCAACACGCGUGAACUACUUGUAAACUUCGACCCUCAGAUCAUCAAACUCAUGCGUGAAACUGAAUGCAUGAUGAAGAUGAAACUAGAAAUCCCCGAGAAUGCUAAACUAAUGUUCAUGAAACGACACAUCCUCAAGAGGACUGCUGAUGACUUGAAGAUGAUGAUUGAAGAUGUAAAGAAAGUGAAGGACAAGAUUCCAAGUAUCUUCCAACCUCUAAUGUCUCCGCACAUUGAAAGGGUCGAAGCUGCCAUUAGUCCUGGUGUCAUAAUGCUAAACUGGAACUCCUUGAAUAUUCAAGUCUACAUGAAAAACGUAUACACUAGACUUCGGCAAGUUGACUUACUCGUCAAACAGAUAAAUGACAUAAGAGAUGCAAGAAUCGAUGCUGUGUUGGACGAAAUGAGCACCACCACGCUCUGCGAGCUUCCUGGCGAUGAUCCAUGGACGACAGAACAGUUCCUAACAAGAACAAAGAAAACCUGUGCGUCCAUGGGAAAAGUCCUCGAUACACUGAGCUUGCGCGUCGAAGACGCUGUUUACGAAAUCGUGGAUAUUUUCAAGGAGUCACUAAAAGAGAUAGGCAUCACGGAGCUGGGCGCAAAGGCCAAGACGGCUGACAAAGAAAAGGAAAAGAAACAAGACAAUAAAGAGGGCAAGGACAAAGAACCACCGAGAGAGAAGACACCUAAACCCACUGAUGAAAAAACACUGGAAGAAGAGAUAGAAGAGUUGAUAAUGUACUUCAAUCACAGGACGUUUGAAGCACUUCUGAAGUCCACGAGAAGUGCGCUGGAUGGCAUCAAACGACGUGCCUUCUUUGGAAGUAGUGGAACUCCAUCCAGUUACAUCAAGGGGCCUUUCUUCAAGUCAGAAAUCACCUUGGCUAUCCCUCAAGUGAUCAUCCAUCCAUCUUUAGAAGACAUCCAACAAACGCUGAACAAAGCCUCUCAAUCUGUGUUAGAAGUCAGCCGAUCUGUAGCCCAGUGGGGCCAGAAACGAUUCAAAGUUUUCAUGAUCAUGCUAGAAGGAGACAAUCUUCUUGGACACAACAGAAAAACAGAACGAGCUUCAGAAUCUAAAGAAGAACUCCCUGCGACGAAGCUAAAGAACCACUUCAAAAGUGUAUCUGAACACAAAGACAUCACCAAACUGUUGAUGAUCAUAACCUCUUCAAUCAGCUCUACAAAAGCUGAAGUCAUCAAAUGCUUGGAGCAGUUCAACGUUUACCAGCAUAUCUGGGAAGGGGACAAAGAAAAUGUUGUCAAGGCAUUUGCAGCCACCGAUCCUUUGUUGUCAGAAUUCAAGAGCGAGAUCUUGAGAUAUCAGGCACUGGAACAAGAAAUCGAUAAUAUCUCGCCGACGUUUCGUGUUGGUCAUGGUGCUAUCGAGUUAUACUCAGAGUCUUUCAAGAUCGCUUUAUCGGUGGAAACCAAAGCAUGGAAGCUCCUUUUUGGUCACAGUAUCAACGACAAGUAUCGUGUUUGUAUGGAUGAGAUCACACAGUUCUUAUCCGACUACAGUAAACGACUAAGCAGGCCUAUCAACGACCUGGAGGACGUGCGGAGUGCAAUGGCUGCUUUGGAAGAUGUUCGACAGAAUGAGAUUCGAAUCGAUAUGACUCUAGGACCUAUUGAGGAAGCGUACUCCAUGCUGAACAAGUUCGAAGUAGCUGUGGCUCGKGAAGAAGUAGAACGUGUGGAUACGCUUCGCUAUUCCUUUGAAAAGCUUCUCUCACAAGCGAGAGGUGUUCAAAGCCAUUUGGUUGAGAUCCAGCCCAAAUUCAAAUCUGCUCUACUGGACAGUGUGGAAGUAUUCCAACAUGACGUCUUCUGUUUUACCGACGAAUACCUCACGGCUGGACCAAUGGUUAGUGGCAUAUUACCACAAGAAGCUAGCGACAGACUAAGUGUAUUCCAGAGCCGUUUCGAUGCGUUGUGGCGCAAAUUCAUCACUUAUAGUGGCGGAGAACAGUUGUUUGGUCUGGAAGUGACAGAUUACCCAGACAUUGCUCGUAUAAAGAAGGAACUUGGCUUGUUACAAAAGCUCUAUGGCCUGUACAAUGCUGUGAUUGAUGGUGUUAGUGGCUACUAUGAUAUUCUGUGGACUGAGGUGGACAUUGAGAAGAUUAACAGCGAACUCUUGGACUUCCAAAACAGAUGUCGCAAGCUUCCCAAGGCCCUCAAAGAAUGGGAUGCUUUCCUAGAACUGAAAAAGACCGUCGAUGACUUCAGUGAAUCCUGUCCGUUGCUUGAGCUAAUGGCUAACAAAGCAAUGAAAGAACGUCACUGGGAUAGACUAGCCAACCUUACAGGACACAAGUUUGAUGUAGAGAAUGAAAACUUCCAGCUUAGAAACAUCAUGGAGGCACCUCUCCUGAAGCAUAAGGAAGAUAUCGAGGACAUUUGUAUCUCAGCAGUCAAGGAAAAAGACAUUGAAGCUAAGCUUAGUCAAGUAGUAGCUGAAUGGCGCUCCCAGUCAUUUUCCUUUGCCAAUUUCAAGAAUCGCGGCGAACUUCUGCUCAAAGGCGCGGAGACUUCGGAGAUCGUGUCGUUACUGGAAGACAGCUUGAUGAUGUUGAGCUCGUUGCUUAGCAACAGGUAUAACGCUCCUUUCAAGAAGGAAAUCCAGCUGUGGGUCCAAAAGUUGUCCAAUACCUCAGACAUCAUAGAAAACUGGAUGGUAGUGCAGAACCUCUGGGUCUACUUAGAAGCUGUGUUUGUAGGUGGAGACAUUGCUAAACAGCUGCCAAAGGAAGCCAAGCGUUUUGCUAGUAUCGACAAAUCUUGGGUGAAAAUCAUGACACGAGCYCACGAGACAACCAAUGUUGUGAUAUGUUGUGUUGGCGAUGAGACCCUGGGACAGUUACUACCACACUUGCUGGAGCAGCUAGAACUGUGUCAGAAGUCUCUUACCGGAUAUCUUGAAAAGAAGCGUUUAGUAUUCCCGCGGUUUUUCUUCGUGUCAGAUCCCGCUUUGUUGGAGAUUCUUGGUCAGGCUAGCGACUCUCACACCAUACAGGCUCACCUUCUCAACGUGUUUGACAACGUAAAAACUGUUGAGUUCCAUGAUAAAGACUACGACAGGAUUCUGGCUAUUGUGUCCUSUGAAGGAGAAACUGUACAGCUUGAAAACCCAGUAAUGGCYAAAGGUAACGUGGAAGUAUGGCUGGGUGAGCUAUUAAACAUGGCCAUGGCGUCGCUACAUGGUGUSAUCAGGGAUGCCUACCAUGCGAUCAACGAGCCGUCUUUUGCCUUGAUGUCUUUCAUGAAUUCAUUUCCUGCGCAGGUCGGGUUACUAGGCAUCCAAAUGAUAUGGACAAGAGAUGCGGAAGAGGCGUUGAAGCAUGCCCGUCAAGACAAGAAGAUCAUGGCAACAACCAAUCAGAAGUUCCUCAAYAUCCUCAACUCUCUUAUUGACGUAACCACACAAGAACUGACCAAGAUGGAAAGAACGAAGUUUGAGACCCUUGUCACUAUCCACGUGCAUCAGAGAGACAUCUUUGACGAUCUGGUCAAGAUGCACAUUCGUUCUGUAACAGAUUUCGAAUGGCUAAAACAGUCCCGUUUCUACUUCAAAGACGACAUYGAUGACUGCAUUGUUUCUAUCACUGACGUGGACUUCAGCUAUCAGAACGAGUUCCUAGGCUGCACAGACAGACUGGUCAUUACACCAUUGACAGAUCGAUGUUAUAUCACUCUUGCACAGGCACUUGGCAUGUCUAUGGGUGGGGCACCGGCCGGACCUGCAGGAACAGGAAAAACAGAAACCACCAAGGACAUGGGUAAAGCUCUAGGAAAGUAUGUUGUGGUCUUUAAUUGCUCUGAUCAGAUGGACUUCCGUGGUCUGGGCCGCAUCUACAAAGGCCUCGCCCAGUCUGGCAGYUGGGGCUGUUUUGACGAGUUCAACCGUAUUGAGCUCCCUGUGUUGUCCGUGGCUGCACAACAGAUCUACAUCGUGCUGACAGCAAAGAAAGACAGGAAGAAACAGUUUAUCUUCAGUGAUGGAGAUGUUGUGGAUUUGAAUCCAGAGUUUGGGAUAUUUUUGACAAUGAAUCCCGGUUAUGCUGGUCGUCAAGAGUUGCCAGAAAACCUGAAAAUCCAGUUUCGAACGGUUGCCAUGAUGGUGCCUGACAGACAGAUCAUCAUGAGAGUAAAACUCGCCAGUUGUGGUUUCAUCGAGAACGUGAUCCUGGCCCAGAAGUUCUACACCCUGUACAAACUUUGUGAAGAGCAACUGAGCAAACAGGUUCAUUAUGACUUUGGUCUUCGUAAUAUUCUGUCUGUGCUGCGUACUCUUGGAGCAGCCAAACGAGCUAACCCUCAGGACAGUGAGUCCACAUCAGUCAUGAGGGUUCUAAGAGAUAUGAACUUAUCCAAACUGGUCGAUGAAGAUGAACCAUUGUUCCUUAGUCUCAUCAAUGAUUUAUUCCCUGGUAUUGUCCUGGACAAAGCUGGUUACCCUGAACUAGAAGGAUUCAUACAGAAAAAUACCGAAGAAGCAGGUCUUAUUUUCCAUGCUCCUUGGGUGUUAAAGAUCAUCCAGCUUUACGAGACCCAGCGUGUACGCCAUGGUAUGAUGACACUAGGGCCCAGUGGAGCUGGUAAAACCACUUGUAUUAACACCUUGAUGAAAGCCAUGGGUGACUGCGGUCAACCUCAUCGAGAGAUGAGAAUGAAUCCAAAAGCCAUCACAGCACCCCAGAUGUUUGGCAGACUAGAUGUSGCUACUAAUGACUGGACGGAUGGGAUCUUUUCUACGCUGUGGAGGAAGACACUGAAGGCUAAGAAAGGUGAAAACAUCUGGAUAGUGCUGGAUGGUCCAGUAGAUGCCAUCUGGAUCGAGAAUCUAAACAGUGUCCURGACGACAACAAGACCUUGACACUAGCCAACGGUGAUCGUAUUCCAAUGUCUCCUCAAUGUAAGAUCGUGUUUGAGCCUCACAACAUCGAUAACGCGUCACCAGCCACCGUGUCCAGGAAUGGAAUGGUCUACAUGAGCUCAUCUGUCAUGGAGUGGAAUCCAAUCCUUAAGGCAUGGCUUAAUUCUCGCGAGCCUCAAGAGCAUGAUGUCUUUGAGCAGCUGUUCUCUGGUGUUUUCGACGAACUAAUCACGUAUGUCUCCCAAAACCUGCACAUGAAGAUGGAGAUCCUGCAAUGCAACGUCAUCAAACAGUGCAUUGAUCUUCUAGAAGGACUUAUACCAUGCAAGGAGGAACAUGGUGUUYUAUCCGCCUCACACCUCAGCAAGCUGUUUGUGUUUGCUUUGAUGUGGGGCGUUGGAGCUCUUCUAGAACUUGACGAUCGAGCCAAGAUGCAAGAAUUUCUCUUAAAACGCAGUGGAUUAGACCUACCUCCAAUAGACGAAGAAGGCAAGAAUACCAUCUUUGAAUAUGUGGUGGAUUCCAAUGGCAAUUGGGAACAUUGGAAUGAUCGUGUGGUAGAUUACAUYUAUCCUUCCGAUUCCAAGCCAGAGUAUUCGUCCAUCUUGGUACCUAACGUGGAUAACAUCCGAACCAACUUCCUUAUCGACACCAUUUCGAAGCAGGGAAAGGCUGUGCUGCUGAUUGGAGAGCAAGGAACUGCCAAGACUGUCAUGAUAAAGGGUUAUAUGUCCAAGUACAACCCUGAACAACACGUCGCCAAGAGCUUCAACUUUUCCUCUGCCACUACACCAUUACUGUUCCAGCGUACGAUCGAGAGCCUAGUGGACAAACGUGUUGGUACCACGUAUGGACCUCCUGCMGGUCGUAAAAUGACUACCUUCGUGGAUGAUAUUAACAUGCCUAUCAUCAAUGAAUGGGGUGACCAGGUGACUAAUGAGAUAGUGCGUCAACUGAUGGAGAUGAAAGGAUUUUAUAACCUCGAGAAGCCUGGUGAAUUUACCCACAUCGUAGACAUCCAGUUCAUCGCKGCCAUGAUUCACCCUGGAGGAGGAAGGAACGACAUUCCUGAGCGACUGAAGCGACAGUUUUCCAUCUUCAACUGCACGCUGCCUUCAAACGCUUCUAUUGACAAGAUCUUUGGUGUAAUCGGAUCGGGCUAUUUCUGUUCUGAACGCUUCAAGCCAGACGUCUGCGAGACGAUAGAGAACCUUGUCGCCUGCACACGAAUUUUGUGGCAGAAGACCAAGGUUAAAAUGCUUCCAACUCCCGCCAAAUUCCAUUACAUCUUCAACUUGCGUGACUUGUCACGAAUCUGGGAAGGCAURCURAACGUGACAGGAACUGAGAUAGACAGCCGUAAGCUCGUGCUAGCUCUGUGGAAACACGAAUGUACCCGAGUGAUUGCCGACCGCUUUACGAAUGAAGCCGAUAGGCAGUGGUAUGAAAARUGCCUAAACAAGACUUUACUUGACUGUCUUGGCGAGGAACCAGCGCAAGAACUGAUGGACGAACCUUAYUUUGUUGACUUUUUAAGGGAAGCACCAGAACCAACGGGAGAGGAAGCCGAUGACGCAGAACUUGAGGCACCCAAGGUUUAUGAAUUGGUACCGAGUUUCGAGUUCUUGAACGAAAAACUGAGCAUGUACAUGACAAUGUACAAUGAGACUGUGAGGGGAGGACAUCUAGACCUYGUAUUCUUUAAGGAUGCCAUGGUGCACUUGGUCAAGAUAUCUCGAGUGAUACGUACCUCGUGUGGCAACGCCCUAUUGGUUGGUGUCGGUGGGUCUGGGAAACAGUCGCUUACCAGAUUAGCCUCAUUCAUUGCUGGCUAYAAAAUCUUCCAAAUAACCCUGUCUAGGACGUACAACGUGAGUAACUUGAUGGAUGAUUUGAAAAACCUGUACCGUGUUGCUGGCUGUGACGGGAAGGGAAUAACGUUCAUAUUCACUGACAAUGAGAUCAAGGACGAAGCCUUCCUGGAGUACCUCAACAACGUACUAUCAUCGGGAGAGGUAUCCAAUUUGUUUGCUCGAGAUGAGUUGGACGAGAUUUCCCAAAAUCUGAUCCCAGUCAUGAAGAAAGAGCUGCCACGUGUACCUCCCACCCAGGAUAACCUGUACAGCUAUUUUAUAUCCAGGGCUCGCAAGAACCUACAUGUAGUCUUAUGCUUCUCUCCGGUGGGAGAGAAAUUCCGCAAUCGAUCUUUGAAGUUCCCCGGGUUGAUCAGCGGCUGUACCAUGGACUGGUUCACCCGCUGGCCCAAAGAUGCUCUGAUCGCUGUCGCAGACUACUUCCUGUCUAAGUUUGACAUCGUGUGCACAACAGAGACUAAGAGUAAUGUGGUGAGGAGUAUGGGUGUAUUCCAUGAUAUUGUGGCUGAAACAUGUACUGAGUACUUUGAAAGAUUCCGACGUCAAACUCACGUCACCCCAAAGUCCUAUCUAUCCUUCAUCGAUGGAUACAAGACCAUUUAUCAGGAAAACAAAUCCCACAUCGGCGAGCUUGCAGAACGUAUGAAGACAGGUCUAGACAAACUAGUAGAGGCCAGUGAAUCGGUCGCCGAGCUGUCUAAGGAGCUUGUCGUUAAAGAGAAGGAAUUGGCUAUUGCGUCGGUCAAAGCUGACAAAGUGUUAGCCGAGGUGACUGUUAGUGCCCAGGCCGCCGAAAAAGUCAAAGUAUCAGUACAGAAGGUCAAAGAUAAAGCACAGGCCAUUGUAGACGAGAUCAAUGCAGACAAAGUUAUAGCUGAAGGAAAGCUCUCUGCUGCAAAGCCAGCUCUGGAGGAAGCAGAGGCAGCUUUACAGACCAUCAAAGCUGCUGACAUAUCUACUGUACGAAAACUGGCCAAACCGCCUCACCUGAUCAUGCGCAUCAUGGAUUGUGUACUGUUAUUGUUCCGUCGAAACAUUUCUCCCGUUGUGUUUGAUCCAGAACGAGUGUGUGUUAUCCCCAGCUGGAGUGACGCCCUUAAGCUUAUGAGCUCAGGGAGUUUCCUCCAAACCCUGAUGAACUUUCCGAAAGAUACCAUCAAUGAAGAAGCUGUYGAGCUCCUGGCACCUUACCUACAGGCACCCGAUUACACACUGGAAACAGCCAAGAAGGUAUGCGGUAAUGUUGCUGGACUGUCUUCCUGGACCAUAGCUAUGGCUUUUUUCUAUGGUGUCAACAAAGAAGUCUUGCCAUUGAAGGCUAACCUCGUAGUACAGGAGGCCCGUCUCAAGAAUGCCAUGGCAGACCUCAACAAGGCACAAGCUCAACUUGACGACAAGCAACGAGAACUUGACGCAGUCCAGGCUCUUUAUGACAGCGCUGUCAAUGAGAAACAGACCUUACUGGAUGAUGCUGAGUCAUGUAAGAACAAGAUGGUGGCUGCGUCUGCUUUGAUCAAUGGACUAGGAGGAGAGAAAGUAAGAUGGACUCAACAGAGUAAAGAAUUCCAGGAACAAAUUGGAAGGCUGGUCGGCGAUGUGUUGCUGGCAACUGGUUUUCUCUCCUACAGCGGACCUUUCAACCAGUCCUUCCGUACUCUGCUGACCGAAAGAUGGCAAAAAGAAAUGCUGGAAAACAAGAUUCCUUUCACCAAGAAUCUCAACUUAUCAUCCAUGUUGACUGAUGUUUCUACGAUUGGUGAAUGGAAUCUAGAAGGGUUGCCUAGUGAUGAACUGUCCAUUCAAAAUGGUACCAUUGUUACCAAGGCAACGAGGUACCCUCUUCUCAUCGACCCCCAGACGCAGGGCAAGACUUGGUUACUUAAUCGCGAGAAGAAGAACGACCUACAGGUGACGUCUCUGAACCACAAAUACUUCCGUAAUCACCUUGAAGACGCUCUGUCCCUUGGCCGACCACUACUGAUCGAGGAUGUCGGCGAGGAGCUUGACCCUGCACUGGAUAAUGUCCUGGAGAAAAACUUCAUCAAGUCUGGCUCUACGUACAAGGUUAAAGUCGGGGAUAAAGAGUGUGAUGUGAUGAAUGGAUUCAGGAUGUAUGUUACCACCAAGCUAGGUAACCCUGCUUACACACCAGAGAUCAGCGCACGUACCGCAAUCAUCGAUUUCACGGUGACAAUGAAAGGAUUAGAGGAACAGCUGCUUGGUAGAGUCAUCAACACUGAGAAGCAGGAACUUGAGGCCGAGCGAGUGAAGUUGAUGGAGGAUGUAACUAGCAAUAAGAGAAAGAUGAAGGAACUUGAAGACAACUUGCUUUACAGGCUCACCAGCACUCAGGGUUCCUUGGUAGAAGAUGAAUCCCUCGUGGCUGUACUGAAGAUCACAAAAGAGACAGCAGAAGAAGUCAGUGAGAAGCUCGCUGUAGCCGCAGAGACGGAGACCAAGAUCAACCUGGCUCGCGAGGAGUUCCGUCCGGUUGCUACUCGAGGCAGUAUCUUGUACUUCUUGAUCGUUGAAAUGAGUAUGGUGAACAUUAUGUACCAGACAUCUUUAAGACAGUUCUUGGGUGUCUUUGACUUGUCCAUGGCAAGUAAGACCACUGUAAAGACUUUCAUGCUGCUACGGUAUCGUGAAACUCAAAUGGUCUUUCUCUGAACCAAUCGAAUGCUAGUAAAUGAGCAUCAUUACUAUGAUAAUAUACAGCAAACGGUACGUUUACGGCCCAAAGAUAACAACUUCAGAUGGACCAUUCAUAGUGGAGCCGCUUUGGACCUGAGGGCCUGUCCUCCGAAGCCAUUCAAAUGGAUAACUGACAUGACGUGGCUUAACUUAGUAGAGCUUAGCAAGUUACCCCAGUUUUCAGGCGUUUUAGAUCAGGUUCGUCGUAACGACAGUGGAUGGAGGGGUUGGUUUGAUAAGGAUGCACCUGAAGAGAACCCCAUUCCAGAUGGAUAUCAGACGUCUCUUGAUACGUUCCGCAAGCUAUUGCUCGUAAGAUCUUGGUGUCCCGACCGUACCCUCCCACAGGCACGUAAAUACAUCGCCGACACGAUGGGAGAGAAAUAUGCUGAAGGAGUCAUUCUCAACCUUGAAGCCACUUGGGAAGAGAGCGACAUACAUACACCAUUGAUCUGCUUCUUGUCUAUGGGAUCUGAUCCCACUGGAUCCAUUGAGUCGUUAGCUAAAAGGAAGGGAUUCGAAUGCCGUGCGGUGUCCAUGGGACAAGGUCAAGAAGUACAUGCCCGUCGCCUGAUCCAGCAAUCAAUGGCCGGUGGUGGCUGGGUGUUGCUACAGAACUGCCAUCUUGGACUGAACUUCUUGGAUGAACUGUUAGAGACUGUCACGAACAUUGAACACGCACAUGAGACUUUCCGAGUCUGGAUCACCACCGAGGGUCACCCACAGUUCCCCAUCAGCUUACUGCAAUCUUCCAUCAAGUUUACAAACGAGCCGCCACAAGGCGUGAAACCGGGUCUGAAGAGAACCUAUGCAGGGAUCACUCAAGAUCAACUGGAUAUCAACAAUAUGAUGCAGUGGAAGCCUAUGUUAUGUGCUGUGGCAUUCCUGCAUACUGUAGUACAGGAAAGGCGCAAGUUUGGUCCGCUUGGUUGGAACAUCCCAUACGAAUUCAACCAGGCAGACUUCACGGCUAGUGUACAGUUCAUUCAGAACCACUUGGAUGAUGUGGAUCCUAAAAAGGGUAUUUCCUGGAACACUGUACGAUAUAUGCUGGGAGAGGUACAGUAUGGUGGCAGAGUAACCGACGACUAUGACAAGAGGUUACUAAACACUUUUUCAAAGGUAUGGUUUGGAGAGCAUAUGUUUGUCGACAGCUUCAACUUCUACAUUGGCUAUCCCAUCCCUAAGUGCAAGACCUUGGAUCAAUUUAUGGAAGCCAUCCAAGCCAUGCCAUCCUCUGACACACCACAAGUGUUUGGCUUGCAUCCUAACGCUGAUAUCACUUACCAAAGCAAUACUGCCAAGGAAGUACUCGAUACAAUCAUGAGCAUCCAACCCAAAGACAGUGGGGGUGGUGGCGGGGAGACUCGAGAGAGUAUUGUCAUGCGUUUGGCAUCAGACAUGCUGGAGAAGCUACCGGACGAUUACAUUCCACACGAGGUACGAGCUAGACUGCAGAAGAUGGGAGCCCUGGCAUCCAUGAACAUAUUUUUACGACAAGAGAUUGAUCGCAUGCAGCGAGUCAUCACCCUUGUCAGACACACCCUGACUGACCUCCAGCUUGCUAUAGAGGGCACCAUCAUCAUGAGCGAGAACCUUCGUGACGCACUGGACAACAUGUAUGAUGCCCGGGUACCAGCCUUAUGGAGGAAGAUUUCCUGGGAAUCUUCCACCCUUGGGUUUUGGUUCACCGAGCUGAUCGAGCGCAACACGCAGUUCUCCGCCUGGCUAUUCCAGGGUCGUCCCAAUACCUUCUGGAUGACCGGRUUCUUUAAUCCACAAGGUUUCCUUACAGCCAUGAGACAAGAGGUAACACGUGCUCACAAGGGCUGGGCCCUAGACUCAGUGGUACUCCAUAAUGACGUCAUCAAACAGAUGAAAGAGGAUAUUACGUCACCACCAGUUGAGGGUGUGUAUGUAUAUGGCCUGUUCCUUGAUGGAGCCAGUUGGGAUCGUCGUGGCUGUAAACUCGUAGAGUCCCAGCCUAAAGUGCUGUUCACCCCUCUACCCGUGGUCCAUGUGUAUGCAGUUAAUUCUACAGCACCGAAAGACCCACGCCUGUACCAGUGUCCUGUCUACAAGAAACCACAGCGUACAGACUUGACUUACAUCACCCCCCUGUGGCUUAAAACGGUACAAAGUCCCGAUCACUGGAUCAUGAGGGGUGUGGCAUUACUGUGUGAUAUCAAAUGAUACCUUUUAACUACUCGUUUUCUUCUCUCUGCAUUUCGUCAGUUUUUGAGCAGAUUUUUAGUAAAGUCAUGUUCGAUUUAUUUCACCUAGUACUUUCUUCCAAAAAAAGUUGUA
Messenger RNA from Actinia tenebrosa (Australian red waratah sea anemone), 13749 nucleotides. RefSeq names its product dynein axonemal heavy chain 8-like. Gene Ontology annotation, cellular component: axonemal dynein complex. Lineage: Eukaryota; Metazoa; Cnidaria; Anthozoa; Actiniaria; Actiniidae. Gene Ontology annotation, molecular function: dynein intermediate chain binding; dynein light intermediate chain binding; minus-end-directed microtubule motor activity. The record is from RefSeq and is a predicted model, not a curated record. Gene Ontology annotation, biological process: microtubule-based movement.